Pseudophryne corroboree (corroboree frog) is the source of this 1818-nucleotide messenger RNA. Its product is annotated as cytidine monophosphate-N-acetylneuraminic acid hydroxylase-like. The transcript has 14 exons. Gene Ontology annotation, molecular function: CMP-N-acetylneuraminate monooxygenase activity; 2 iron, 2 sulfur cluster binding. The record is from RefSeq and is a predicted model, not a curated record. The coding region runs from base 1 to 1818 and encodes 605 amino acids. Gene Ontology annotation, cellular component: cytoplasm. Gene Ontology annotation, biological process: CMP-N-acetylneuraminate metabolic process. Lineage: Eukaryota; Metazoa; Chordata; Amphibia; Anura; Myobatrachidae.
AUGACUGUGAAGAAUUUUCAUACUUGUCCAGUAAACGGUGUUACAAGAAAUCUAAUUGUGGAACAGACAUCAAAUACUCUUCUACAUGUCACACCUUCUGAAGUAGCGAGUCUUAAAGAUGGAAUCAACUUUCUGAAGAAUAAAGAAAAGGGGAACAACUUUAUUAUAUUUAAAAAUGGGGAAGCGUUGCGAGCAUGUAAGAAUUUAUGCAAACACCAAGGUGGAACCUUCAUUAGAGAUAUUGAGGAUCUGGACAACAGGACUGUACGUUGUACCAAGCACAACUGGAAGCUGGAUGUGAGCACCAUGAAAUAUGUCAAUCCACCAGAUAGCUUCUGUCAAGAUGAACUAGUCAUUGAAAGAGAUGAAGAAAAUGGUAUUUCACUUGUGGAACUUAAUCCCCCAAAUCCCUGGGAGACUGAUACCCGAAUUCCUAUGGAUUUGGAAGCAGGAGAGCUACAGAUUACCUAUCUAACUCAUGCCUGCAUGGAAGUGAAGCUUGGUGAGAAGUACAUGGUCUUUGAUCCGUGGCUGAUUGGUCCAGCUUUUGCUCGAGGAUGGUGGUUACUGCAUGAGCCUCCACCAGAUUGGCUGGAAAGACUGUGUCAUGCUGACUUAAUUUAUAUAAGCCACAUGCACUCUGAUCAUCUUAGUUAUCCUACACUGAGGAAGCUAUCUGUGAGAAGACCAGAUGUUCCAAUAUUUGUUGGCAAUACUGAGAGACCUGUGUUUUGGUACUUGGACCAAAGUGGAGUAACCCUAACAAAUGUCAAUGUUGUGCCUUUUGGGGUUUGGCAACAGGUAGAUGAGCAUCUUAGAUUUAUGAUUUUGAUGGAUGGAGUUCAUCCUGAAAUGGACACUUGCAUCAUUGUAGAGUACAAAGGCCAUAAAAUACUUAACACAGUAGACUGUACUCGGCCGAAUGGUGGGAAACUUCCAAAAGACGUUGCUAUAAUGAUGAGUGACUUUGCUGGAGGUGCCUCAGGAUUCCCAAUGACUUUCAGUGGUGGAAAAUUUACAGAGGAAUGGAAAUCACAGUUCAUAAAAACAGAGAGAAAGAAGCUGCUGAACUACAAGGCUCAGCUCGUGAAGGACUUGAACCCUCGUAUCUACUGCCCAUUUGCAGGAUACUUUGUGGAGGCUCAUCCAUCAGAUAAAUAUAUUAAGGAAACCAAUUUGAAGAAUGAUGCUGCAACUCUUAAUAAACUAAUUAAUAAAACAUCAGAUGUCAUUACUUGGACACCAAAACCAGGAGCUGUGCUGGACGUGGGAAGGUUAUUGAAAGACCCAACUGAUAGAGAUGGAAUUGUUGAUCCACCUCCAGGAACAAAAACCUUCAAGGAUUCAUGGAAAUUUAAUACUUACCUGGAUGAAAUGUAUACUUCAUUCAAUGAUGAGAUCUUUAGGUAUCCAUCAUGGGUUAAAGAAUAUUUCACCUGGGCAGGAUUUAAAGACUAUAAUCUGGUAGUCAGGGUGAUUGAAACUGAUGAUGAUUUUGUUGAUUUACCACAAGGAUAUAGCUGCUUGGUAGAUUUCUUUGACCUGUCUUUUCCUACUGAAAGACCAAGCCGUGACCAUCCCUAUGAAGAAAUAAGAUGUCGAGCUACUGUGAUGAGACACGUAGUAAAAAAAGGACUUCUAUGGGAUGAUUUGUAUAUUGGAUUCCAAACACGAAAUCAACGGAAUCCAGACAUCUACCAUCAUCAAUUCUGGAACCAUUUUCAGAUCAAAUUGCCUCUAUCACCGCCCAAUUGGGAUGCAUUCUUGGAACGAGACAGACAGAAUAGACCUAAGGAACAAAACUGCAGUUUAAUGUAA